AUGGGUCCCAUCAUUAAGGUUUUUGGUUACCAUGUCUCCACGCAAAAGUCCGAUGUAGGAGGAAUUCGUAGAGAUGAAUCCCAUGAGUUGCGCGUACUUUUGCAAAAUCAAGAUAUCUACGGAUUAAACAUUCUAGCGCUUCAAAAUCCCACCAUCCUGCAGCAAUUGAAUAGUUUUUCGGGAGACUUGAUAUGGCUUCGCUUCAGUCGAUCCAAGGACACUUCAAAUCAUUCUGCGCUCUCAUGGAGUUGUUUAAGGAAUAUUCCUUCUACUCUUUUACUGAUAAGUUUAAGAGUGUUGGAAUUUCAUGGCGUCAGCCCUCAAGAUUUCUGCAACUUGUUUGAUGAUCGUGAGCCUCCUUUGCAGCUGCGUGCAUUGGAAGUCGCAUUCAAUAGAGAUUUUGGAAGCGCAAGCACAAGCACAGCUGGAACUUUAACAGUCAUUCACAGUAAACAUGGUUCAACUUCAGAGAUUUCAGAGAUUUUAGAGACUUCAGAGUCAUUGCAGCCUCCAAUAAAUAUUGGACCGUGGUUAGAAAAGCUGAAUUUCAAGAAUUUGGUUAAGAUAAUUUUACAAAAUAUUCCAGGCCUGGAAACACUCCCAAUUAAAUUUGAGGAAGUAAGAAAUCUAAGACAUGUAUUAUUUCAACUCCAAUAUUUAGCAUUGCGAGAUUGCAGGAAGCUUGUUCUCCAAGAUUUGGGAAAAAUCUCCACGCUUGAGUACCUCGACUUUCAGGGUUGCUCCAUGCUAGGAGAAAUGCCCAAAGGAACUGAGGUUCAGAAGUCUUUAAAGCAUUUAAAUGUGGUCCAUACUGGGCUGAGGAAAUUUCCUGACAAUCUUGAACAACUGGAAGAUCUGGAAGAACUACAUAUAGGGAGCUCGGGAUUGACAGAGAUGCCAUCUUCUUUAUAUAAUUUGAGCAGUUUAACAGAUUUGACUCUGAUAGGGUGCACUAAUCUACUUCUUAUUGGCAACUCUAUUGAAAAGUUAGUAAAUUUGGAAAGUUUCAGAGUACAUAAAUGUGGAAUGAGAGCGUUACCUGUAACAAUGGCAUGGUUGCUGACAGGAGUGGAUUCAGGAAAUAUGUCUCUGGAUAGUUCUGAGGCGCAGGGAAGUAUUGGUCAGAGUCCUCAUCCAAAUCGCCCAGGUUGUUUAACAGAUUUAAUCAUUAGACACAGCCACAUUCAAGAGAUAGACAUUCCUCAGGCCGAAAGUCUUUUUCCCAAACUUGAAACUGUUGAUCUGUCCUACAAUCGUCUUUUGACAAAGAUUGGAAGGUUACCAGACAAUCUGAUAAGUCUGCAACUGACGAACUGUUCAAAUCUGACAUCACUGGCAUGCCUCUCUAACCUGGCAAGACUCAAAGUUCUUGACAUAAGCGGAUGUGGUGAACUAGAGACACUUAAUGUGGAAGGUCUGAAAUCAAUACAAGUUAUUAGAGCCAAUGGGUGUUGGGAACUGCGAAGCUUUCAGGGUCUGGAUCUAUUGGAACAGUUAUCCUGUUUUCAAAUGUCCGUCCAACCAAGCGCGAUCCGCUACCUAGCUCUCUAUCGUUAUCUGCCACGUUCCUCCCAUCAUUAUGCCUGGCUUGAUCGAUGGAAAGGUCCCAUCAUUAAGGUUUUGGUUGACAUGUCUCCAAGCAAAAGUACGAUGUACGAGGAAUUCCAACUCAAUAGUGUUUCCGGAGACUUGACAUGGCUUCGCUUGGAUCAAUUCGAGGAUAUUUUAAAUCCUUCUCUCGUCUCAUUGCGUAGUUUAAGGAAUAUUCUUUCGACUCUCUUACUGAAAAGUUUAAGAGUGUUGGAACUUCCUCCUUCGCAGCUGCGUGCAUUAGAAGUCGCAUUCAAUAGAGAUUUUGGAAGCGCAAGCACAAGCACAGCUGGACCUUCAACAGUCGUUUACAGUAAACGUCUCAACUUCAGAGAUUCCAGAGAUUUCAGAGUCACGGGAGCUUCCAAUAAAUAUUGGAGUACAGUGGUUUCAGGCGGGGUUAGAAAAGCUCAAUUUCAAGAGUUUGUCGAUUUGAAGGUUUUGCCAGAUUCUUUUACGGAACAAAUAUUGCAACUCCAAUAUUUAGCAUUGCGAGAUUGCAGGAAGCUUGUUCUCCAAGAUUUGGGAAAAAUCUCCACGCUUGAGUACCUCGACUUUCAGGGUUGCUCCAUGCUAAAGGAAAUGCCCAAAGGAACUGAGGUUCAGAAGUCUUUAAAGCAUUUAAAUGUGGUCCAUACUGAGCUGAGGGAAUUGCCUCACAAUCUUGAACAGCUGGAAGAUCUCGAAGAACUACAUAUAGGGAGCACGGGAUUGACAGAGAUGCCAUCUUCUCUAUGUAAUUUGAGCAGGUUAACAGAUUUGACUCUGAUAGGGUGCACUAAUCUACUUCUUAUUGGCAACUCUAUUGAAAAGUUAGUACAUUUGGAAAGUUUCAAAAUAUAUAAUUGUGAAAUGAUAGCGUUACCUGUAACAAUUGCAUGGGCGAAUAUAAAAUUUUUGGAUGUUCUGAAUUGUCUACUUGAUUUAGAGCAGUUGCUGACAGGAGUGGAUCCACGAAAUAUGCCUCUGGAUAGUUCUGAGCCGCAGGGAAGUAUUAAUCAGAGUGCUCAUCCAAAUCGCCCAGGACGUUUAACAGAUUUAAUCAUAAGACACAGCUACAUUUCAGAGAUGGACAUUCCUCAGGCCGAAAGUAUGUUUCCCAAACUUGAAACUGUUGAUCUGUCCUACAAUCGUUUUUUUACAAAGAUUGGAAGGUUACCAAACAAUCUGAUAAGUCUGAAACUGACGAACUGUUCAAAGCUGACAAGACUGGCAUGA
This is a messenger RNA of Cryptomeria japonica (Japanese cedar), 2808 nucleotides long. Its product is annotated as receptor-like protein 7. NCBI's taxonomy places the organism in Eukaryota, Viridiplantae, Streptophyta, Pinopsida, Cupressales, Cupressaceae. The coding region runs from base 1 to 2808 and encodes 935 amino acids. The transcript has 7 exons. The record is from RefSeq and is a predicted model, not a curated record.